Messenger RNA from Staurois parvus, 341 nucleotides. The record is from the annotation of a GenBank genome assembly. Lineage: Eukaryota; Metazoa; Chordata; Amphibia; Anura; Ranidae.
UGAAAAAAUGGAACCCCCCAGCAGUGUGAGGAGACCUGAAAGUGGCACAUGGCAGAGUGUGGCGAUGGAGACAGCAGCAAUGGGAGGCCGUACAGGGACCCAUGACACACUCUGGACCUGGCAGCAGCAUGAUGAGUCGGUACGGGGGCCCAUGGCAGAUUACGGGCCUGUAGCAGCAAUGGGAGGCCCGUAAUCUGCCAGCACCCUAUGACAAAAUGGAACCACCAGCAGUGUGAGGAGACCUGAAAGUGGCACAUGGCAGAGUGUGGCGAUGGAGGACAGCAGCAAUGGGAGGCCGUACAGGGACCCAUGACACACUCUGGACCUGGCAGCAGCAAUGA